CAAGUUCGAGAAACCAAAAAAAAAAAAAAGAUUCUUCAGCAUUUUAGUGUGGUAUUUUGGAAAGCCCAUUAAUGCUAAUAGCUCCCCCACCCCCGGUUUAAGCUUCAUUUCAUUGUAUAUAAGUAUAUAAAAAACCUUUUUUCCCCUUUGUUGUCUCUUAGUUUCAGUCAAAAAUGACCCAAAAUUUUUCUACAGUUUCUUAUGCAUGCCAAACCAAUGACAGAUCUCAAGAUUUAGUAAAAAAAAAUGGGGUUUUUGAUCCUUUUUGCAUAAAGAUGUUGAUUUGAAGAAACCCCAUUUCUUUCUUUCUUUCUUUCUUUCUUCUUCUUCUUCUUCUUCCCUUUUUAAAGCUUCAAAAAAAUGGAACAACUUGUUUCUUCAAGGUACUAUCUUCUUUUAACCUUCAUCUUCAUCAUCAUGUAUGUCCUUUCUCUUGUUCCUAUUGUUAAAUCAGGUGAUGCAGAAGCACUUUUAGCUUUAAAAUCAACCAUUGAUCCUUUCAAUUCAUUACAAUGGCAAAGCAGCACCAAUCUUUGUUCAUGGCAAGGUGUCAAAGAAUGCAAAGAGGGAAGAGUAACAAAGCUUGUAUUAGAGCAUUUGAACUUAACUGGUUCAUUAAAUGGUACAAGCUUAAACCUUUUAGAUCAGCUUAGAGUAUUGAGUUUCAAAGGUAAUUCCAUUUCAGGUCAAAUACCUAACCUUUCAGGUUUAGUCAACCUCAAAAUCAUCUACUUAGACAACAACAAGUUCAAUGGUGAGUUCCCUGAAUCAUUGCCGGGUUUACAUCGAUUGAAAAUCAUUGUCUUGUCUGGAAAUCAAAUCAAUGGUGAAAUCCCAUUUUCUUUAUUGAAACUCAAGAGACUAUAUACUCUUUAUUUACAAAACAAUGAGUUGAAAGGACCGAUUCCACCAUUGAACCAAACAAGUUUAAGGUUCUUCAAUGUGUCGAAUAAUCAGCUUUAUGGUCAAAUACCAGUAACCCCAUCUUUAGUUCGGUUCAAUACGUCGUCUUUUUUAGGUAACGCCGGCCUUUGUGGUGAGCAAGUUAAAAAGCCGUGUCCGGGAACCGGUACUGAACCGGGUUUACCAAGCUUAAACCGGAAAUCAAACAAAAAAACCAAACUGAUCAUCAUUGUUGUUGCAGCAAGUGUUGGUGGGUUAUUAUUAUUCUUGUUGUGUUUCCUUUGUUUUAUUUUCAUUAAAAGAAAAAAUAAGUCAACAAAUGAGGUUAAAAGAAACAAAGGGGUUGUUGAAGCAGAGGGAGUGGAGGCCGGGGACGGCGGAAAUGGAGGCGGAGACGGCGGAAGCGGUGGCGGCGGAGGGUUUUGGGAAAGUGAGGGCGUAGGGAGUUUGGUGUUCGUAGGUGCUGGGGAUCAACAAUUGAGUUAUAGUCUUGAGGAUUUGUUGAAAGCAUCGGCGGAGACAUUAGGGAGGGGUACAAUGGGGAGUACGUAUAAAGCUGUGAUGGAAUCUGGGUUCAUCGUGACCGUUAAAAGGUUGAAAGAUGCUAGGUAUCCAAGAUCAGAAGAGUUUAGGAGACACGUGGAGUUAAUCGGACGGUUGAGACAUCCUAAUUUGGUCCCACUUAGAGCGUAUUUCCAAGCUAAAGAAGAACGGUUGCUCGUAUAUGAUUAUUUCCCAAAUGGCAGCCUCUUCUCUCUUAUUCAUGGAACAAGAACCAAUGGCGGUGGAAAGCCUCUUCAUUGGACUUCAUGUCUUAAAAUUGCAGAGGAUUUAGCUUCUGGAUUACUUUACAUUCACCAAAAUCCAGGCUUAACUCACGGGAAUUUAAAAUCCUCGAACGUUUUAUUAGGCCCCGACUUCGAAUCAUGCCUUACGGAUUACGGUCUCACGUUAUUCCGAGACCCCGAGUCACCAGAAGAGCUAGGUGCGGCCACUUUUUUCUAUAGGGCACCUGAAUGUCGGGACAUCCGAAAAGCAUCGACUCAACCGGCCGAUGUUUAUAGCUUCGGAGUUCUCCUACUUGAACUCCUAACGGGCAAAACUCCCUUCCAAGACCUUGUUCAAGAACACGGCUCGGAUAUCCCUCAAUGGGUAAGAUCGGUCCGAGAGGAAGAGACCGAAUCCGGGGACGAACCUACGUCAGGUAACGAAACGUCCGAGGGGAAGCUUCAAUCCCUUUUGAACAUAGCAAUGGCUUGCAUUGCCCUUGUGCCCGAGAACCGUCCCAUGAUGCGGGAAGUUUUGAAGAUGAUCAGAGACGUAAGGGCCGAGGCUCAAGUUUCAUCGAAUAGUAGUGAACAUUCACCGGGACGGUGGUCAGGCACCGUUCAGAGCUUGCCUAGAGAGGAACAGCUAAGCAUAUAAAGGAAAAAGGGUUUGAUAUAAUAAGAUUUUUUUUUUGCAGGCACUGAAUUUAAAGUGUUUCUCUAAUUCUUUUUUUUUUUCACCAUUGAAACUUUCAUAAUUUUUCCACUUAUAUUUGUAGAGUUUGUAUUGUAAAGAUUUCCCCAUUUUUAUUUUUUUUUCAGAGUUGUAGAAGGUAUUGUUUGGUUUAAUGUAUUUUUAAUUCCACUUUGAUUUGCUGAAAUGAAUCCAUUUUUU
This is a messenger RNA of Gossypium raimondii (Peruvian cotton), 2565 nucleotides long. Its product is annotated as inactive leucine-rich repeat receptor-like serine/threonine-protein kinase At1g60630. Gene Ontology annotation, molecular function: protein kinase activity; protein binding; ATP binding. The record is from RefSeq and is a predicted model, not a curated record. The coding region runs from base 361 to 2328 and encodes 655 amino acids. The transcript is spliced from 2 exons. Gene Ontology annotation, biological process: protein phosphorylation. Lineage: Eukaryota; Viridiplantae; Streptophyta; Magnoliopsida; Malvales; Malvaceae.